ACGUUCUGGGUAGACGCCGGAGCCGAGCCCUCGUGCUCGCUCGAGCGCCUCGCCCUGGGGGUCCUCGGCUUCCACACGGCCCGCUGCCCUGGCGAGCCGCGGGCGUGCGGGGCGGAGUGGUGGGUGCAGGUGCGAUCCUCCGGCGGCAUGCCGACGAUCCCGCUGCACUGGGACUCGGACGAGGAGCACAAGGCGACCUCCGGGGAGCACGUGCCGCCCUGGCUCGGGACCGUGACGUACCUCGGCUCGCGCGGGGCCCCGACGGUCCUGCUGCCCGUGGUGGCGGAUGCGCACGGGCGUGCGGUGCGCGCGGGCGCGGACGCCUUCAUCUCACACCCGCUCGCCGGCAAGCACCUCUGCUUCGACGGCCGCCUGAUGCACGGCGCGCUGCACGACCUGGGCGAGACGUCGACGGAGGAGUACGUGCGGACCACGCUGCUCGUCAACCUGUGGGUCGGCCACAGGCCCGGCGGGACGACGGCACGGCUGCCCGGCACCGUCGCCGCGGCCAUGUCGGAUCUGGACGCGGUCUGCUUUGAUCGUGCGCGCGAGGUGAGACCCGUGCAGCGCCAUCCCGGCAGCAUGGCGCUCGCGAGCGACGCCGGCGCUGCGUGGCGCUCGCUGCGGGUGAACUUUGCGCCGCUGCGGCAGCUCUGCGCUCGGCAGCCCGACUGGCGCGGGCUCGCCCGCCUCAUCGGCUACCCGUUCGCCCACCCGGACGUGGGUGUUCGCUGGCUGCCGUGGCACUGUGCGGGGCCGCGUCCACCGUCGCUGGUGCUGGUGCCAAAGGUGGGCCUGCGGCUGCCCUUCGAGAACGGUGCCGGCGAGGACGAGGAGGACCAGGAGCAGGAUGGCUCGCACGUCGAUGCGGCGAAGGCGCUGCUGCAGAGGGCGCUGGAGGAGCUCUCGGCGAGCGGCGACUGGCGCGCCGAGCGUGAGUUGCGCCGAGCGGUCCCAGCCUUGCGUGGCCUUCUGCCGGUGGAAGAUGACAGCGAAGAUGAGGGCAAUUUUGAAGCGCCUGGCGGAGUUCGAAGCAGCACUGGCCAGGGCGGUGGAGCCAGCUCGCCUGGCCCACUGCCUCGGAUCACGGGCGAGCCGGUGCUGAUGCACCUUGCCAGCACCGGCCUCACCGCUUGUGCUCUCUGCUACAUCUACGGCCGCGCGCCAGCAGCGUACGCCCAGGAUCCCAGCGGCCAUCAGCUCGCGAUAAAUGCGGGCGACGCUGAUGGGUUCACUGCGCUGCAUUACGCCGCCAAUCUCGGGCUCGAGGAGCUCGUGCCGCCGCUCCUGGAGCUUGGCGCCUCUGUGCACGCGGCAAACCGCGACGUGACUGCCAUCGCCGAGCCUGGAGGCCGCACACCUCUUCACCUCGCGGCCGCUUCUGGCCACAUGGGGGUUGUUCACACACUGCUCGCGGCAGGUGCGGACGCGCAGUGCGAGGAUUGGGUGGGCUCGACGCCAGCCCUGCUCGCCUACCGCCGUGGCCACUGGAAGAUCGGCGCAGCGAUCGCAGGCCACACGCACCGCGGCGGCUGCAGCGGUUGCGCCGACGGCGGUGGCGGCAGCAGCGGCAGGUCGCAAGAGGUGGAUGUGCCUGGCGAGCAGGAGCUGCAAGGUCUCGAGCUUGUCGAAACGUUCUGCAUGCGCACACGAAGACACCAGAGGCUCUCCAUCGAGGGCCGCCAUAGACUCCACACGCCCUUCGUGCUGCGCCCAGUGUUUAGCUCUGACGUGUGCGCUGAUCUCAUCGCAGCGGCGGAGCGGGCAGGAUCGCGCCGUGGAUGGCAGUCGACACGGCACAAGCACCACCCGACGGUUGAUUUGCCGUUACAUGACCUCUCGCCUUCUCGGUACGACUUCGUGCGCAGAACACUCGAGGGAGGCGUGCUGCCAGCGAUGCAGAAGGAGUAUGACACCAACGUGCUGCUCAUACGAGAAGCGUUCGUUGUCAAGUACGAGGCGGCGGGAGGCGGUGGAGGCCCGGAAGGUAGGAGAGGUCCUCGGCAGGCUGGCCUGGGCAUGCAUCGCGACGGAACUCUCCUGAACUGCGUGGUGCUUCUUUCCAGCCCUGCGGACUUUGAAGGAGGCGGCACCGUCUUUGCGCCACCGAUUGACAGGACCUUCCUCAUCGGCCAGGGCGAGUGUCUGUGCUCGUGCGGGCAGCUGCUGCACGGAGCGAACAGUGUGACACGAGGCACGCGGUACGUGCUGAUCGCUUUUCUGGAUGAAUUGCAAGAGCCCCCGAAGCACGAGGAUGAAUGA
Molecule: messenger RNA, 2262 nt
Organism: Prorocentrum cordatum
Lineage: Eukaryota; Dinophyceae; Prorocentrales; Prorocentraceae
Source: the annotation of a GenBank genome assembly